Messenger RNA from Nanorana parkeri, 741 nucleotides. Its product is annotated as gastrula zinc finger protein XlCGF71.1-like. Gene Ontology annotation, molecular function: RNA polymerase II cis-regulatory region sequence-specific DNA binding; DNA-binding transcription factor activity, RNA polymerase II-specific. Gene Ontology annotation, biological process: regulation of transcription by RNA polymerase II. The record is from RefSeq and is a predicted model, not a curated record. The coding region runs from base 1 to 741 and encodes 246 amino acids. The transcript is spliced from 5 exons. Lineage: Eukaryota; Metazoa; Chordata; Amphibia; Anura; Dicroglossidae.
AUGUUUGGGUGGGAGCAGUACCUGUACGCGGAAGGUUACAACUUGCAGAUCAGCCCCCAGCCGCUGAAGGAAGGAGCCUGGACCUAUCCCCAGCAGUGUAAGCAGGAAGAAGCUGAUCACAUGACCCCAGGCGGAUGCAGUAAGAGGAAUCCGGCAGAAAGCUGUGCCGGUGUCACCUAUCCUCAGGACGGCACGGGGAGGGAGAUCAGGACGGAGGAUUACCAGGCGGAGGCCGGAGAUGGAACCAUUCAUUGUAAGGAGGAGGAGGCGGAGCCAGACUACAUCUCAGCAGACCGGUCGGAAGUGGAAGUGAAGCUGUAUCACUGCACGGAGUGCGACGAAUGUUUCACCGAGCUCUCCGACUUCUCCUUCCACCAGAAAGCUCACAACGCCAACCACCUCUUCUCCUGCGCCAUCUGCCGCGUCUCCUUCAAGUCGGAGUCGACGUUCGUGAAGCACCAGCGCUGCCACCUGGAGCGGCCGUCCAGCCCGUGCGUGGGGGAUCGCAGCUUCACGGUCAGGUCCACCAUCGUCCGCUACUCCGGGGAGAAGCCGUUCCAGUGCUUGGAGUGCGGCCGUUGCUUCGCCCUGAAGUCCACGCUGGUCAAACAUCAGCGCGUCCACACGGGCGAGAGGCCGUUCGUGUGCCGCCAGUGCGGCCGCUCCUUCUCCCAGAGCUGCAACCUCCUGCGACACAAGAGACGCUGCACGGCGGCCAAAAUAACCACCGGUCUAAAUUAG